Messenger RNA from Prosopis cineraria, 3854 nucleotides. Its product is annotated as transcription factor EMB1444-like. Gene Ontology annotation, molecular function: protein dimerization activity; DNA-binding transcription factor activity. Lineage: Eukaryota; Viridiplantae; Streptophyta; Magnoliopsida; Fabales; Fabaceae. The transcript is spliced from 11 exons. The record is from RefSeq and is a predicted model, not a curated record. The coding region runs from base 932 to 3136 and encodes 734 amino acids. Gene Ontology annotation, biological process: regulation of DNA-templated transcription.
GGCUUUUGCCCAUGCCUUUUUCCCCAGUCGAGUUAGGAGUGAAAGAGAAUCAAAGGGAAAAGGCUCAUCAGGAUAAAGUUUGCUAAAAUGCGCGGUGUGCAUGUUGGUGCUUGUUUGUGACUCCUCUCCUCUCCGCGCCUAACACAGUGCGCAUGUCACUCGUUAUAAUAUAAUAACACUUACUUCUCAUCCACCAUUUCCACGCCCGGAAGGAAGUGAGUCAGGGCAGCUUUCUGGAAAGCUUGUAGUUUGCUUCUAUCUGAAAAAACAAGCUGUGUAGAAGCCGAUCAUUCUUCUUUUCUUCGACUAAUAUACCCCACUUCUCUGUGCCCAUUCUAAAGCUCUUACUUUGCAGUCCCUUUCCAUUUUUCUUCUCCUUCGCGUUCAGAUUUUUCUCCAUCCUACCUGAGGAAUUCACUAUACACUUUCAGUUCUCGCACUGCCUUGCCUCCAUGUCGUCCGAUAUAAGCUAGAGUCUCGACGCUCAUUUUUUGUUAUAUUCUCAUUUGGCAUUUCCUUUCAAAUCCGUCUCAAAAAAAUUACGGAGUUUCCGGGAACAUUCCAUGAGUAAUUGCAGGAUUUCUAUGCUCAAGCACUGUGCUGUAGUUGUCAUUUUCAGUGAGGUGGCGGGUAUUGUUCUCCUCUCGGGUUUGUAAAUCCUUCAUAAGCAAAUCUCGAAGCUUGAGGAUACUGAACUUCGUGCUUCUCGUACGAGCAAUGGGCACAGAUCGUCUGCUUCGGCCAACAAUUGGACCGCCAUUAAAACGGCGAGCUGGGUUGCGGAGGAAGCAGGCUGGAAGAGGAUCUUAUAGGGGAAGCUAGGGCGAGGGGACUAUAGGGAGUUGGAGGGCUUUUAUUGUUUUUCUUUUUUCGCAGAGUUAAUCAACAACCCUUUCUCGGGGCUUCGUGGGGUCGUCAAAAUUCUGAGAAGAUGGCCAUGAACAUGCGUCAAUUACUCAGAAGGCUCUGUUUAAAUACUGAUUGGAAGUACGCCAUCUUUUGGAGACUCAGACAUGAGGAUCGGAAGAUCCUAACAUGGGAGGAUGGUUACCAUGAAAAUCCUGAUGAUUAUGAUUCGUUAGAUGAUGAGUGCUGCCAGAAGACCAUGGAACAGUUUCACGUUGGGCAUUUUUCUCAUGACCCUCUUGGAAUGGCUGUGAGAAAGAUGUCAGAUCAUGUAUAUUCGUUAGGAGAUGGUAUUGUUGGACAGGUAGCUCUCAGUGGGAAGCAUCAGUGGAUCUAUGCAGAUGAUCAUGCUAUGAGUUCUGGUUUGUCCUGUGAGUUUGCUGAUGGAUGGCAAUCCCAGUUUUCUGCUGGAAUUAGGACAGUUGUUGUUGUAGCUAUAAUCCCGCAUGGAGUUGUUCAACUCGGUUCCUUAAAUAAACAGGUGAUUGAAGAUAUGAGAAUUUUAACUCAUAUCAGAGGUGUUUUUUUGGCUAAUCAAGAUUAUUCCAUAGGCCAUGUUCCCAAUCAUAUACAAUGUAGUGUGAAGAAUUCUUCUUCUCUGCCAGAGGCAUCAACAUUGAAAUUGUCUUCAGAAAUUGGACCUGCUUGCUUGCUUGAUACAGAGGAAACCGCGAGGGGUGAAAAACUGGAUAUUUUAAUGCCUGUUCCAUGUUCUGUGAAUAACUUUCCACUUCCUGCUGUUUAUCAGAAAAUGACUGUUAAUGUGACCGAACAUGUAGGGCCUGAGGUUUGCAGUGAUGAAAGUUCAGUUCUGCUCAAGUUGGUAUCAAAUAUGAUGAAUGUGGAGCAUCAAAAAUUUUUAGACAUGAGACCUCUAAAUGAGAAGUUUGAAGUGGGCAGCAGUGGGUCCAAAGAUAUUAGGGUGGAAUCAGAAAAAAAUGUUACAUCAUUGCUACACAAUUCAGUUAUGGACAAUAACUUCAGUGAUUCUGUAGAUCCAUCCAAAAAAAUUGGAGCUGAUUUGGCCUGCUUGCCCUCAGACUUUCAUGAUGUUGUUUGUGAAGGUAAUAAGUUGUGUUAUCUAAAUACUAGCCAGAAAGAGGCAUUGAUUUUUCCCAGAUCUUCUGAUGCAAGCUCCCAAAAAGAUACAGAAAAGUCACAGCUUCAGGCUGCACCUUCUUACAAGAGUACCUCAAAUGCAUUGUUGAAAUUCCCUGCUGGCUGUGAGCUACAUGAAGCCCUUGGACCGGCUUUUGUGAAAAGUAGAUAUUUUGAUUCAGAGGGACAGGUUAAUGAGGAUCUUACAAUGAUGAGGAUGCCAGACGAGAUCAGCUGUAGCCAGUUGACUCGUGAAUCUUGUCCAGAGCAUCUUUUGGAAGCAAUAGUAGCCAAUGCUUGUCAUGGUAAUAAUGACAUUAAGAGUGAACUUUCAUACUCUGCAUCAGUGCAAUCUGCAAUGAUAUCUGAAAGAAUUCCUGAAGCUUCAAUGCACACUGCCCCUGCUAUUAAUUCAGAAGGCUAUUCAGUAGAGUCUUCUCUUGUGAGAGGAGACAUAUUCCACUCUUUGACUUCAUCAUGUCCUAGUUCAUGUAGUGAACGGUUUGAAAGGUCUUCUGAACCUGGUAAGAACAAGAAGAGGGCCAGGCCUGGAGAAAGUGGUAGGCCUAGGCCAAGGGACAGGCAACUGAUCCAAGAUCGCAUUAAGGAGUUAAGAGAAUUGGUGCCAAAUGGAGCAAAGUGCAGUAUUGAUUCACUACUGGAGCGCACAAUAAAGCACAUGCUCUUUCUGCAGAGCAUUACUAAGCAUGCUGACAAGCUAACUAAAUUUACUGGUUCAAACACAAAGUUGCAUCACUUGGAAUCAGCUGUUCCUGGAUCCUCUAGUUAUGAACAGGGUUCGAGUUGGGCAAUGGAAGUAGGUGGUCAUUUGAAAGUUCAUUCAAUAUUAGUGGAGAAUCUUAGUAAGAAUGGACAUAUGCUUGUUGAGAUGCUUUGUGAGGAGUGCAGCCAUUUUCUGGAGAUAGCAGAAGCCAUAAGGAGCUUGGGCCUGACAAUUUUGAAAGGUGCAACAGAAGCUCGUAGUGAGAAGACAUGGAUGUGUUUUGUGGUUGAGUGGUUGAUAAGAAGUGACGUAUCACAGGGCCAAAACAACAGAAAUGUACACAGGUUGGAUAUCUUGUGGCCGCUUGUUCAAAUACUGCAAUCCAAGAGUACAAUGCAUGCACAAUAACGGGUUGGUUCUUGAAAAUUUGCGGGCGGGCUUGGAAAUGAUGUUGGAAAUCUUCUGUUCCUUGCUCCCCACACGUGCGUGAUCCAGAGAAUAAAGACGCAGACUGGGAAAGCACGAUUGGGUAGGGUUGAAAAAAGAGAGGGAGGAGAAAACCAAACUUUAUGAAGAUGUAAAAUACGGAGGCUUUAUAGUGUGACAAAGAUGACAUUCGUUUCUUAGUGGUGGGAUUGUGAUCAUGAUUUGCUCUAGCGUUCGACAUUAGAAAUAUCCGGAUGCGUUAAAGCGUCUUGAAAUAGAAUGCGCGCGCGAUCAGUUAAAAUAUAACGCAUCAGACUUGUGAACAGAGAAGAGGAGAGUGUAUUAAAAGUCGACAAAGCUGUUGAAUGGUAGCUUAUUAUUCAUUAAAUCACCACCGGGGAGUGAGUUGCUUCAUAGCCUAAAAUGAGGAAGGGCCUUGUUGCCAUCGAGGCCUUUUGAUCUGUAGAAAGCAAGAUAUUCACUAAUGGUGGUUUCCCUGUAGAAAGGUGGGUGAAUGGCGGACUUAAAUUCCUCUAGUGGUCCGUAUGCUCUGUGUUUCUCCCUUGGAUAUAAUAGACAUGCAGCAGAUACCCUGGGCCCUACUCGUCCAGCCAGUACUCUAUGCUCCCCGCUCUUGAACUUGUCAUUGGUUAUCAGCUACGCAACAUUACACAUAAUCAAAUCAGUUAUUUUACUCUUA